Molecule: messenger RNA, 555 nt
Organism: Ipomoea triloba (trilobed morning glory)
Lineage: Eukaryota; Viridiplantae; Streptophyta; Magnoliopsida; Solanales; Convolvulaceae
Exons: 1
Coding region: 1-555 (184 amino acids)
Source: RefSeq, a predicted model, not a curated record
AUGUUGUUCUACUUGGCUACUCUCGGUUUGGCAAGGUUCUUAACCGAGAGGGUUCCUGAGUUGAAGGAACAAGAUCCACAGUCUGUGAUGGCAAUUGAAAUUUGGAAGGAUUCGGACUUCCUUUGCCGCAACUAUAUCCUGAACAGAUUGUGUGAUGCUCUUUACGAUGUAUAUCGUAAGAUUGGCACAGCGAGAGCGCUGUGGGAAGCCUUGGAUCAUAAGUAUAAAAGAGAGGAUGCCGACAUAAAGAAAUUUGUUGUUGGUCGAUUCCUCGACUUUAAAAUGGUUGAUUCCAAGACCGUGCUAAGUCAGGUUGAAGAUUUGCAGUUAGUCUUUGACGAGAUCUAUGAUGAGGGCAUGAAGAUAAGUGAGUCAUUUCUAGUGGCAUCUAUGAUCCAUUUGUUGCCUCUAGGGUGGAAGGACUUCAAAAACUACCUGAAGCACAAGCGAAAGGAGAUGAACCUGGAGGACCUGAUCCAGAGACUCAGGUUUGAAGAGGGGAACAGGAAAAUUGACGAGAAGGGUCCUGUCAUUGGUGGCGCUAAGGCCAAGUAG